UAGAAACUUAGAACGACAGCAGUAGGGUGGGGGAUUCAGGCAGGUUGGUAAAGAGAGCCGGGCUGCUUAGUCGCUCGCUCUCUGCGUAGAACGGAGGUCGAGAAUCCUUUGUGCCAAAGAGGGAGCCUGAUCGGAGAUCAAAAAUCCUUUCUGCCAACGGUAUUCCUGAAGCUGCUGAGUCGCUCAUAGCAGUCCGGACGAGAAGUUUGCUGAUUUCCAGAUUACUCUACGGCAGCAGCAAUUCUGGUUUCAAGUUUCUGUUUACAGUCUCCGUAUACAGUACUUCUACUUCUGAAAUUUUCUUCUUAGAACUCUGAAUCAUUAUUGCUACUCGGUAUUUUUUAUAGAUGGCUGGAAUAAAUUGCUCUACUCUUGUUGUCUUAUUUUAUUUUUCUAUGAGUAGCUAAUUGUUUUCAAGUCCACGGAUAAGAAGAAGUUGCUAUGAUUUAGUAUUGAUUGUGAUUUUAGUUAGAUCAAUUGAUUGAGUUUUAUCCAUUGUCCUUAUACUUAAUUUGUUGUGUUAACUUCUGGCCAAUUUUAGCAUGAUUGAUUAAGUUGCUUGAGUGAAUUAGUAGAGUACAUGUCAUGCCUAUUAUUUCAAGCUCUUUUGGAUAAAAGAAUAGAUAAUUCAGCUCUCUUGUUAAGUUAUCUAUUAGGUUCUUAAAUCGGGUUCCGCGGUUCUUUUGUGAUUAAUGGAUUUUAACUAUUGAAUUAAUAAUUUCAAUUGAUUAAUAGUUAAAGUACGUGACUUAUUCUGGACGUCAUACGAAAUAGUCAUAUUUUUGCCUAGAACGAACCCUCAAUUUUAAUUGACUAACUAAAUCACAAAUACUAAAAAUUAGUGACUGAUUCAUAAUCUUGGACAAUCCUUUAUCUUGUUAAGUUCUCAAUCGUAUUUCCGUUAGUUGUUUAACCACUUUAUUUUUAUUUAAUUUAAAUUCUUUGCAUUCAUUUUAAUUCAAGCUCAACAUUUUCGGUUUCAAAUCAACACAUUCCCAAAACUCUGUUUUAGUUAACUUUAAUUUCAUUUUUGUUAAUAGUUUUCCAAUUACUUAGUUGCAUUUUCCUUGUCGGUUCGAUCCUUACUUGAGCACUGUACUAUCGCGACUUGUGCACUAGGAGAACUUAUAAAUUGUCUAUCAGGUGUUCUUCUAGCAUCCAUAUAGGGAUUAGAAAUGUGGUAAAGACUACAAUGACCCAUAUGUAUUAAACUACGCAGAUUUCAUACAUAUAAUUUCAUAUCAUUGAAUUGAUUUUUUCAUGUUUUUAGUUGGCAUCUCAGAUUUGAUUUUGCAUAUGGCCAUGUCUUCUCCUAGUUCUGGAGUUUUAAUUCAUCUUCUUUUUUGGCUUUAAAUUUCAACUAUGUCCGGACUUUUUGAUGCGACAAUUUCCUAGCAUUAGGAUUGUUGUAGUUUGCAUUCUUUGCAACAUUCCAGCACAGGGUUGCAGCAUUUUGCAAUUUUGCAGCAACCAUGCCUUUUUAAUUCUACGUACGUACUAUUUUUACCCUGCCAUACCUAUAUGUUUACGUACUACUCAAGUACUCAUGUUGCCAUCAAAAUUUACAUGAGGUUUUUCCGGGGAGAUUUCAACAAAUAGGAGUAUAGGACCUAAUCAUACUGAAUUUCCAAAAUUAAGACUACAGAUUAGCAUAAGACUUAAGUACAUCUGCUUUGACCAAAUUGUCCUUCGCUUUAAAUCCCUUUGCGCAUCAAACAAACACCCCUCCUCCUCCUCCUCCUCCUCCUCCUCUUCUUCUUCUUAGGGAAAAUGAAAUUUUUAAAAUUAACUUUUGUAGAUGAUCGGCAAAUCGGGCCGCUCAAAAGUUGGUCCGAGCGGCUAUUUUCUAGGGUGAUUGUGAUUUCUUUGGAAGAAUGUUUGAAGUUCUAUUACCAUGCAUUUUUUGGUUUAUUUCCAAUGUAUGACGAUAAGGCGAUAGAUCCGAAAAUAGAAUCCAACGAGGUUAGUACUUUACUUUAUGCCUUAUUCAAUGAGUUUCAUGCACAAUAUGACAACGUGCCCCCUCCCCCAACACAAGCAUUUUCAUAUAAAGGAAAAUCAAUUUUUAAAUCUGCAUUUGACAAUCUUAUAAAAAAACUAAAACAACUCUCGCUACUGAACAAAGCUUAGUUAAUGAGAUUAAUUUGUAUUUAACUUAUGACAUUGAUUUUGAAGAAGAUGAUGACUUUGACGUUCUAAAGUGGUGGAAAGAAAAAGAAAGAAUGUUACCGUUUUAGCAAAGAUGGCUAAGCAAGUGCUAUCAAUGCCGGUUUCAACAGUUGACGUGGAACAAGAAUUUAGUUCGGCCGGCAACAUCCUAACGGCAUCUAGAACGAGAUUGAGCGCAAACUCUCUUGAGACGCUUAAUUAUAUGCAACCACGAUUGGUUGAAGGCCGCACGUAGAACUCAAGAAACUAGUAUUAGCCCCUCCCUAGACUUUAUGGAUGAAUCAACCGAGGGUGGCUCUAC
Molecule: messenger RNA, 2470 nt
Organism: Cuscuta epithymum
Lineage: Eukaryota; Viridiplantae; Streptophyta; Magnoliopsida; Solanales; Convolvulaceae
Source: the annotation of a GenBank genome assembly